AUGACGUCGGAUUCGCUAGAGUCUCGUUCGAACUCUCGAAGUGAACAAAUUGAGGAUGUACAACAGAUUACACCUGGGAUUGAAGAAAUUGAAGUGAACUCGGAGAUUAUGCUGGAUUCGAGUUCGAAUCAAUUUGUGCAAGAUAAGCUGGACAAUGAUCGGGCUCGCAAAGAAGAAGAGGAGGAAGAUGGUUAUGGCUCAGUGGAUGAAGAUGGUUCUGGCUCAGUGGAUGAAGAUGUUUAUGGUUCAGAGGAUGGAGAUGGUUGUGGCUCAGAGGAGGAAGAUGGGUCUGGUUCAGAGGAAGAACGAGAUGCGUCUGGCCAAGAAGAAGAGGAAGGAUAUGGUACUGGGGAAGAAGAAGAUAGUGGGUCUGACGAAAAAAAAGAGGUCGAAAAUGAAAAUGUCCGUGGUCAACAGAGUGUUGAGAUUCCAAUCAAUGGUUUAGUAGACAUGGGCGAAGUAAAUUUCAAGGAGUUAACAGUGAAUGAUUUAAUUAGAUAUCACUUUCCGAAUCGUGAGGUGGGAUUCCUGUUCUACAGUUGGUAUGCAAGGAUGCAUGGUUUUGCUGCUCGUAAGUCCAGGACAUUCAAAAACAUGAAGGGUGAAGUUCUUCAACAGUCAUUUGUUUGUUUUAGGGAAGGUAAAAGGAAACAGACUUCUGCAGAUUGUUUGAAGCGGAAGCGUUUUCCCAGAAAAGAUACCAGAUGCAGUUGCCAUGCUCAUUUGCAGUUGCACAUUGACAAUGAGGACAAAAUAUGGUAUGUUAGAUCUAUUUAUGAUGAGCACAAUCACACACUGAUUAAUAUGAGUUUGGUUGGUUUGAUACCUUCACAUAGGAGGAUGAAUGAGGCUGAUAUAUUGCAAAUGAAUAACAUGACAAAAGUAGGUGUUAGUACUCCACUAUCCUAUGGUGUCUUUGCGAACCAGAUGGGAGGGUAUGAAAAUGUCCCAUUUAGCAUGAAGAAUAUGUAUUUUGAACAAGAUAAGCAAAGGAAGAAAGAUGUUGUUGAUGCUAGAGGUGUCCUUAGCUAUUUACGUUUGUUGAAAGAGUCUGAUCAAAACAUGUUUUGGUGUCAUACUGCUGAUGAGGAUGGAAGGCUUGAUAAACUGUUUUGGUGUGAUGGUUGCAGCAAGGCCAACUAUUCUAUAUUUGGUGAUGUUUUGGCAUUUGACGCAACAUACAAGAAGAAUAAAUAUAGGCGUCCGUUGGUCAUAUUUUCUGGCGUCAAUCAUCAUAAUCAAACUAUUGUCUUUGCUUCUGCCUUAGUGUCAAAUGAGAAAGAAGAGACUUAUGUUUGGUUGCUUCAAAAGUUCAUGACUGCUAUGAAUGGAAAAGCCCCAAUUUCUGUUAUCACUGAUGGUCAUGUGCCAAUGAAGCACGCUAUCCAGAAAGUGUUCCCGAGAGCGCAUCAUAGGUUAUGCGCAUGGCAUCUUUUGCGGAAUGCAAACAGUAAUGUUUCAGAUCCUAACUUCAUUUCCAAGCUUACUAGGUGUAUGCUAUGGGAUUUUGAAAUAGGAGAGUUUGAGGAAAAGUGGACUGAGAUGAUUGUUGAAUGUGGAGUAGAGGACAAUGAGUGGGUUUGGGAACUGUAUGAGAGGAAGAAGAUGUGGGUUGUUGCACAUAUGCAUGGUGAAUUUUUUGCAGGGUUUAGGACUACAUCAAGAGUGGAGGGCCUACAUGCACAAGUUGGUAAGUUUGUUAACUCUUGGAACAACCUUACUGAUUUUAUGCAUAAUUUUAAUCGAUACCUUAGUUAUCAACGAUUUAGAGAGCUUGAAGCUGAUUUUGCUUCCCUUCACGGUGAUCAUGUACCUCAAACUCAAUUGAGAAAACUAGAAAGGUCAGCAUCAAAUUAUUACACUAAUAACAUCUUCAAAUUAGUUUCAAGAGGUCUUCAGCGGUCUUUGAUACUAAGGGUGACAGUUUACAAGGAAACAUCGACGUGCAUCAUUUACUUUGUGUCCAAGUACUGUAUGUCUGGUAGGAAGUGGACUGUUUCUUGGUGGCGUUCUGGCAUGGAAUUUAAGUGCUCAUGUUUGAGAAUGGAAUCACACGGUAUUCCAUGUGAUCACAUUCUAGCUAUGCUAACCUUUCUAGAUUUGGUUGAAAUACCAAAGUCUCUGGUGCUUAAUAGGUGGACCAAAUUUGCGAAGGAAUCUAUUGCUGCCUUUGGAACUCAGCCACGACCAUGGGACCCGCUGACUUUGUGCAGAUUUUCUGCUUUGACUGAAAGUUGCAGGCGUAUGUCGAAGGCAGCUUGCCACACACCUGAGGCAUUCAGUGAGACAAAAGCUAUUGUCUUGGCUCAAUGCCAGAAACUUGAAGCGAAUAGUGCAUCGCAGCCAAAAAGUGCAUUGCAGCCAAGCAUUGCAUCGCAGCCAAAUGUAAACAUUGCAAGUGAGGUGAAUGAUGAAGAAGAGGAAGGUGAAAGAUAUUUACAGAACCCACCAAUGCCUAGUAGGAUGGGAAAUAGUGGUGGUGCAAUGAAUGGAAGAGGAAGAGGCCGUCGUAGCAAUCGUUGUGGUAUUUGUGGAGUUGUCGGACACAAUCGAACAUCUUGCAAUAGGCAUACACAGUGA
Lotus japonicus is the source of this 2580-nucleotide messenger RNA. RefSeq names its product protein FAR1-RELATED SEQUENCE 5-like. The transcript has 2 exons. Gene Ontology annotation, molecular function: zinc ion binding. Gene Ontology annotation, biological process: regulation of DNA-templated transcription. Lineage: Eukaryota; Viridiplantae; Streptophyta; Magnoliopsida; Fabales; Fabaceae. The coding region runs from base 1 to 2580 and encodes 859 amino acids. The record is from RefSeq and is a predicted model, not a curated record.